Molecule: messenger RNA, 834 nt
Organism: Closterium sp. Naga37s-1
Lineage: Eukaryota; Viridiplantae; Streptophyta; Zygnematophyceae; Desmidiales; Closteriaceae
Source: the annotation of a GenBank genome assembly
AUGCAUAGUGGGACUUGCCUACGUACUUGGAAUGCGCUAAAUCCCUCUCCUUCCUCUCAUAUCCCCCUCUGCUUCCCCCCAUUUCGGCCCUUGCUGAUCCCUUACACCUCCCUAUGCUUCCUCUCGUUUCCUCCCUAUCCCUCCCUAUGCCUCCCUAUGCAUCUCCCAUCCUACCCAUCUCCUUCCCCUCCCGUCUCUCCCCACUUCCGCCCCCAUCUCACCUCCAUUCCUUCCCAUCUCAUCUCCCAUCACUCCAUGCCUCCUCAUCUCUCUUUCCAGCCACCAUCGCCCAUUCAUGCCUCCCAUCUCCCAUGGGACCUUAUGGCACACUCAGCGUCAUCCAAGAUGGCGCUGGCUCCUGUCCCGAUCAGCAUAGGGGAUGCGGUGUGGGCUGAGCUGGAUGAGCCCCACGGUCCAUGGCCGUGUGAAGUGACCUCCUUGGAUGAUAGUGGAAGUGAAGGACGUGUGGGUGUGCGAUUGUGCGGGAUGAAUAAUACGGUGACGGAUUCGGUCAGUCACAGUAGAAUUCAUACCUGGGCUUCAGGUUCCUUUUAUUUCUUCGCGGAAAGCCAAACUCACCAGCUUGAGGAGAUUUAUGCUGCACAGGCGGAAGGCCAAGCCAUCUUCAAGCGACUUCAGGGACAGGUGAGCCAUUCAAGUGGUCAUGGGGCAGCCCACCGUCUGAGGUGGGCGCCCCGACUAGUGGGAGUGGGGAAAGGGGGUGGGAGAGUGGAGACGGCGGGUGGGAGAGUGGGGGGUGGAAGAGGUGGGGACUGGAGAAGGGGGAAUGGGAGAAGGGAUGUGGGAGAGGGGGGUUGGGAGAAGGCGGGGUGA